Molecule: messenger RNA, 1776 nt
Organism: Selaginella moellendorffii
Lineage: Eukaryota; Viridiplantae; Streptophyta; Lycopodiopsida; Selaginellales; Selaginellaceae
Product: GDP-L-galactose phosphorylase 1
Exons: 8
Coding region: 589-1758 (389 amino acids)
Biological process (GO): glucose metabolic process
Cellular component (GO): cytoplasm
Molecular function (GO): GDP-D-glucose phosphorylase activity
Source: RefSeq, a predicted model, not a curated record
GACUCAUUCUCAACUGCGUUUUUGGCAAGCGCGGUGAGUGAAGCUAUUCAAGUUCAUGUAUUAUUGUGAAGCUUUUUGACGUUGAUCAUUGAGUUUUCUCACUUGUCUUUCAAGAUCACCGCACUAGAGCCAACAUGAUGGAAAAACAGAGGAUAAAUCAAAGCUUUGCAUGCAAAACAGUCACUUAUUUCUUCUUUUUAAUAAAGCUAGUUGGAUAGGAAAAGAUUAGGUUUUGCUUUUCUUCUUCCAACGCUUUUGAUUCAGGUAUGGUUGCUCCCCAAUUCAGCACAUUUCCUUUCUUUUUCCUUGCAGGGUUUAUUCUUAUGCACUGACUAGCCUGGAAGAAGGCUAGUCCGUGCCAAAAUUUUGACAACCACGGCUUCAAUUGAGCUUUUGAGUCGACACCCCAUCAUUUGUUAUGGACACAGUGUUUCCAGUUGUAAGACUCUGCUGAGUUCCCUCUCUUGCCACGGUGGUCGAGGGGCUAGCCCCUCGGAAGGAGGACACCCUUCAGAUCUUACCUUUCUUGCUGGUGGUGGCCUUCUUCUCGGAGCACCAUAGUGGGGGUUUCAAUCUUAUUGGCUAAAGAUGCUGGCUAUUAAGCGAGUUCCUACAGUUGUAUCUGUGAACCAAGAUUGUGGUUCUGUCAGCCGUGACUGCCUUCAAAGCUGCUUUCUCACAGGAUUUGAUCUUCCUUUGUUUAAGUAUACGAAGAAGAUGAAGACAACUGAGCUGCAGCUGCUUGGGGAUGAAGAAGUUCCAUCGUCACCACCGACAAUUGAAAGAUCAUUUCUAGGCACAUUAUUAUUGUCCAAGUGGGAGGAGCGUGCAUCUCAGGGAUUAUUUCGAUACGAUGUUACAGCUUGUGAGUCUCGGGUCCUCUCUGGAAAUUAUGGAUUUAUUGCACAGCUCAACGAGGGUCGUCAUUUGAAAAAGCGACUAACAGAAUUUCGAGUGGAUCAAGUUCUUCAAGAAUUUGAUCCCAAAAAAUUCAACUUUUCUAAAGUUAAUCGCAACGAGGUACUAUUUCAAUUUGGAGAAGGUGAGGAAGCUGGGUAUUAUGAUAUUACUCCUAUCCUAUCAUCACCUGAUUUCGUGCUUAUAAACGUAAGUCCUAUUGAGUAUGGACAUGUUUUACUUGUACCUCGUCUUUUCGAUUUUGUUCCUCAACGACUCUGUGCAAAUGAUCUUUUAUUGGCUCUUUAUUUUACUGCGGAGGUGGAUUGUCCAUACUUUCGAGUUGGAUAUAAUAGUCUUGGUGCUUUUGCAACUAUAAAUCACCUUCACUUUCAGGCUUACUAUCUUGCAUACCCAUUUCCUGUGGAGUGUGCAUCUAUUACACGAAUUAACAAAGGGAGUCUUAAAUCUUCCUUGAGGAUAUCUGAAUUGGUUGAUUAUCCUGUUAAAGGAGUUGUUUAUGAAAGUAUGGAUCUAAACGAGAUUGCAAUAUCAGUUGCAAGUACGUGUCAGGAAUUGGAGCUCCGAAAUAUACCCUUCAAUCUAUUGAUAUGUGACUGUGGAACACGGGUCUUCUUAUUUCCACAGUGUUUUGCACGAAAGCAAGCGUUACACCAAGUCUCCCAGAAGGUUUUGGACACUCAAGUCAAUCCAGCGGCCUGGGAAAUUGGCGGGCAUAUUGUGCUGAAGAGGAAAGAAGACUACGAGCAUGCAACAGAAGAAUUCGUCACCGCUUUACUCGCUGAAGUUUCUCUUUCAGAUCCUGACUUUCAGGACGUGAAAAAUAUUAUAUGCAAAUAAUUUGUCUAUUAAUCUUGA